Molecule: messenger RNA, 945 nt
Organism: Didymodactylos carnosus
Lineage: Eukaryota; Metazoa; Rotifera; Eurotatoria; Philodinida; Philodinidae
Source: the annotation of a GenBank genome assembly
AUGUCGGUUGAACAUCAUGUAAUGUCAUUGCACGAUUCAAUGAAUACAAACAAUGUUAAUCGUGUUCCUCCUACCACUGUUAAUUCUUUGAAGACUCUCUCGGGAAAAGAAAUGAACCAGCUGUACGAAACAGUAUCCAUUUUGACAAAUGAUAUUGAAGUAAUUCAAAAUAAAUGUGUUAAUAUCAAUGAAAAAAUAUUAAAAUUAAAGAAUGAAUUGAAUGAGAGUCACGAACAAUUUAGUAAAGCGAAGCAACAGAUGAACGCUAUGAACUAUAUGCGAUUGAAUCAAGAAUUGUUGCAACAAGAGAUAAAUGGAUUGAAGGACUAUGUUCAAUCAACUUCAUACAAUGGUACAUAUCUUUGGAAAGUUGAAAAUGUUUCAUCAUUGAUACAAGAUGCUCAAUCCGAACGACAACUGAGUGUUUAUUCACCACCGUUUUAUAGUUCAAGAAAUGGUUAUAAAAUGUGUAUGAGAUUGUAUCUGAAUGGGGAUGGUAACGCACGUCGAACUCAUCUAUCAUUAUUUUUUGUCAUUAUGCGUGGCAAAUUUGAUGAAAAAUUAUUAAAAUGGCCAUUUCCAUAUAAAAUUUCGUUUUGUCUUUUUGAUCAAUCAAAUCAACAGCGACACAUUAUCGAUUCAUUCCGUCCGGAUAUCAAGUCAAACUCAUUUCAACAACCUCAAACACAAAUGAAUAUAGCCUCAGGUAUACCAAAAUAUUUCCCACUACCAUUAUUACUAGAUGGGAAUAGUUAUGUUAAAAAUGAUUCAUUGUUUAUAAAAUGUAUAGUCAAUUUCAAUGAUAUGCCAAAAAUGCUUUUGCCGUAUACAUUAAGUUUAAAUCCUGGUUUGCCUGAAAAUGUUAAACAAUCAAUGAUCAUAGCAGAGACUGAUCGUCGACAGCGUUCUUCUAAAGAAAUAACAGACAAUACAAAACAAAAUUAG